Molecule: messenger RNA, 5133 nt
Organism: Epinephelus moara (kelp grouper)
Lineage: Eukaryota; Metazoa; Chordata; Actinopteri; Perciformes; Serranidae
Gene: itga3b
Product: integrin, alpha 3b
Exons: 26
Coding region: 254-3439 (1061 amino acids)
Biological process (GO): integrin-mediated signaling pathway; cell-matrix adhesion; cell-cell adhesion
Cellular component (GO): integrin complex; external side of plasma membrane
Molecular function (GO): integrin binding
Source: RefSeq, a predicted model, not a curated record
CCUAAAGGGUGUGGAGGGCACAGAGGAAGGAAGGGAGAGCAGGGGAGGGCGGCAGAGAGAGCCACAGGGAGGCAGACACCGACACCUAGCCAGUAACUGUGAGUGCAGGAGAGAGGGAGAGACAGACAGCCGGCUUUCAAUGGGCAGGUCUCUGUGAAGCGCAGCCUACCUGUUGGAGCUCAUUGCGGGAGACUACCGUGCCGGACCCACGCUGAUCUCGGAUCUGCGGGAAAACCCAUUGCACUUGCGUGGCAUGAACAGCCCAAACAUGUCUCCCAGACUAUUGCUGUGCGCAGUUUUGGCUGUGUACCACGGGACGCAAACCUGCAGUGGAUUUAACAUAGAUGAACGGUUUCCUGUGAUCAAAGAGGGGAAAACCAAAGGGAGCUUCUUUGGAUUCUCAGUCGCUCUGCAUCACCAGACGGAGGGCUCCCGAAAGUACAUGCUUCUUACAGGAGCACCCAAAGAGAAAGCCAAUUCUCUACCAAACGUCAAUGAAACAGGUGCCGUCUACUCCUGUCCCAUUACAACAGAAACCACAGACUGCUCCAGAAUGGACCUGGUCAGCACAACAAAUCCAUCUGAGAUGGUGGAGGGCAUGUGGCUUGGUGUGACGGUGGCCAGUCAGAGAGACCAGCCGGCAGGACGCGUGCUGGCAUGCGGGCAUCGCUAUGUAAAGAUCAUCCAAGGUGGCAACGAGGAGCAGCGACGGAUGACAGGAAAGUGUUAUGUCAGGGGCAACGACCUGACCUAUGACCCCAAUGAUCUCUGGCAAGAAUACAAUUAUGAGGUCUGCAACCCCACCUUUGACAUUGAGUAUGAGGGCAUGUGCAACAUGGGCAUCUCAGCCGGCAUGACAGACACUGAUGUGUACAUCGGUGCUAUAGGCAGCUACUUGUGGCAAGGAAAUGUUCAUGUAACGUGGAGGGAUCCAGAUCCAGCGAAUGCCUGGGACACCUCAAGCAAAAACUUUGGACAGCUGAACAAACGAUACAGUUAUAUGGGUUACUCAGUUCUUGAGGAGAAGAAGCUGCUGAGCCGUGACGAAUACACAGUGGUGACAGGGGCUCCCAGGAAAGAUUCCAAGGGCUCUGUGAUUUUUGGGAGAAAGGCUGUGGACGGCCUCAAGCCAGUGCUCAUUAUCCCCGGGGAACAAGUGGGCUCGUACUUUGGAAACAGCCUGGCUGUCACCGACCUCAACAAUGACGACUGGAAUGAUCUGAUCGUGGGAGCCCCAUUCUACUUUGACCGUAUGAAGGAUGAGGGAGGAGCAGUGUAUAUUUACAUGAAUGAGAAUGGAUCAUUCCAAAAGACUGCCACCAUGGUGCUGAAGGGUCCAUCGGCCUCUGCAUUCGGCAUAGCAGUGGCAGCCAUCGGCGAUAUCAACCAAGAUGGAUUCCAAGACUUUGCAGUUGGAGCUCCAUUCCACGACACAGGAAAGGUCUACAUAUGGAUGGGAAGUAAAAAGGGAAUCUCAAAGGAGCCCAGUCAGGUGAUCGAGGGGAAGUCAGUGGGAAGUGGAGGAUUCCGCACCUUCGGCUACUCCAUCAAUGGAGGGAUGGACAUGGAUGACAACAGUUACCCAGACAUCUUGGUUGGCUCUUUGGACGACCGCGUGGCCCUGCUCAGGGCUCGACCAGUCGUCCACUUAACUACUGACUUCGAUGUCAAGCCAGACAUUGUAGACCCAAAUCAGUGUGGGAGCUCACCAUGCAUCACAGCGACUCUGUGUAUGUCUUUCACUCUGAGCAAUGGAAACAAAGACUUUAAGAAAAAUGCCACGGUGAAGUACACGGUGGAGGCCGACGUGCUGAGGAUAAGAAGCGCUCGUGUUCGUUUUAAGGACAGUAAUGAUGACACAUACACCGGCUCCCUGAACCUGCCAUCCUCCAAAACCAAGUGUCAAACUCUGAAACUAUUUGUAGUGACGCCUUUGAGGGACAAACUGGAGCCAGUGAUCUUUAACCUCAGCGUGUCCUUACAUGAACAAAAACCUAAAGCAAGACGCUCCCUGCAGAACCUGGACUCGUACCCAAUCCUCAGCCAGGAGCAGAAAGUCACCGAAAGAGCUGAGAUUCACUUUCAGAAGGAGUGUGGUUCAGACAACAAAUGUAGCAGCAACCUGCAGCUGACGGCCCAGUUUGGCGAUGAACAUGAAAAUCCUUACCCCAGGCAAGGGAAAUUCCAGAAACUUCAGUUCAACAGCUCUGUAAAGAUAAUAGCGAUGAUGGUGGAGGUUACCAACUUUCCUGCUCCAGGGAAGCUGGCUGAAGACGCCCACCAGGCCACGCUCAACAUCACCAUCCCUAAUGCACUGAGUUACUCUGGCGUCAGGGCCUUGGACCACGACGUACAGUGCCGUUUGGAUGACACAGUGAUUUGUGAGCUGGGGAAUCCACUUAAAGGCAACGAAAAGGUCGCACUAACCCUCAGGUUUGAGACCUCAGGGAUCGAUUUGUACACAGACGAGAUUGAGUCCCAGCUGCUUCUGUCCACUGUUAGUGAGCAGAGUGACCUGAAGCCUGUGCCUGUGGCCCUGCUGAUUGAAAACACCAUCAACCCUGCCUUCUCCAUAGCAAAACCGCUGGUGUCAACAGAAUUUAGUGGGACGGUGAUGGGCGAGUCAGCCAUGGUCAACACCAGUGACGUGGGCAGUCUGGUGGAGUUCACCUUCGAAGUGGACAUGCUGGGACAGCCCCUGGGAGACAUGGGGACUCUGGCUGUGGAGUUUGAGUGGCCCUUUGAGGUAGCCAACGGCAAGUGGCUGCUGUACCUGACGGAGAUUGUUGUUAAAGGGCAAUCGGAGACGGAAUGUAACUCUACUGAACGAGUUGUCAACGUGCUUAACCUAACGUUGUCAGAGAGCGGGCGAAAACGUACUAAACGACAGAUCGUGGUGGAUGAUGUCGACGAUACAACAAAGCCACAUAUUAAUGAGCCACAGGCAGCCAUCAAGCUGCUCACGCCUCGCAGAGAGACCUACCUGUUGGAGUGCUCCAAGGGGACAGCUCGGUGCGUGACAUUUAGCUGCCCGCUGUACAACGUGACGGACAAAGCUAAGAUUUACGUCCGGUCCCGUUUGUGGAACAGUACGAUGCUAGAGGACUAUCCCAAUGCCCUGAGAAUUACAGUCAGAGGUCAAGCCACACUGAAGCUCAAUACAGAUAAACCAACCAUUAGGAUGGAGAGAAAGACUGACAUGUUCACAGUAGAAAUAGAGCCAGUGGAGAGGGAGGAGGCACCCUACGAGCUCCCGCUGUGGAUCAUCAUCUCUGCAGCUGUAGCGGGAAUUCUCCUGCUGGGAAUAAUCAUUCUUAUACUAUGGAAGUGUGGCUUCUUCCAGCGAGCCAACAGGAGGGAGAUGUAUGAGGCCAAAGCCCAGAAGGCUGAGAUGAAGAUCCAGCCCUCUGAGACAGAGAGGCUGACUGAGGACUACUGAGGCCCCCAGGGGUCCCCCAACAGCACACACCAGUGGGGCUUUAGGCUUGGAUUCUUCAAGCGAGCCGUCUACUACCGGAUAAUGCCAAAGCACCAGGGGGUGAAAAUUCGCAAGGCUGAGCGCUAUCAGUUCAAUCUGGGAUUUCAGCCUGAGGAGCCACAGAAAAAGUAUUGGAUCACCAACUGGACAGAAAUGCAGCAUUACUACUACUGAGGCCUUUUACUUUGGGCCCUGAACCACUCAGCGUCACAUUGGUUUGACACAGGCCACACAAAGAACAAUGGGCUCGGUCCAGCCACAUGGACUUUGCACUGCAUGGACCAACUGUGGAUAGUGCUUUCCUUUUUUUUUAUUUUUUUUUUUUACUUUAAGUAGAUUUCAUCAAUUUUUUUCAGUGCAAUAUACUGAACAGUUUGUUUCAGAGAUUGUAAUUUGUUAAGUAUUUUUCAUGAAUGCAGUGUUUGAAUCGGGGUUGCAUUCAGGAGUAAAUUGUAAAUGGUUCUGAUUACGGUGUUUGCAUGUAUGUUUCCAUUUUUUUUUCCCUUUCUGAAUCAUCCAAGCAAAGUUGCUGGUCAUUCAUCAUGCUAAUUUCCACCAUGUCUGUUUUCCUCUCUAAUCAGAGGAGUGAGUCUAUUGAUCUUCUCUGUGAUUGUGUUUGUCUUAUCCUGCUCUGUCCCCAGGCAUCACUUUGUGGUCGGCGGCUGUAGGCUAUGUACGGGAUUUGAACCUACGUCAGUCUUUCAGGAGAUUGUUUUUCAAACUGCACUAAGAAUAUGUUGACCAGCAUCGAGCAUCUUUAUUUGAAUAUUACUGUUUGGCAAACAUUACAAAGACUAGCAUUUCUUAUGGUUUUGGCACCGAACUCCAAAAAGUGUUUUACAGGCUACGUAGAAAAAAUAUUCCCCUGGUUUCAGGGAAUAAAUACAGAAAGGUACGGAAAAAAAGUGCCAUUCAUUGGUUAAUAAGACAUUUUAUAGCCCAGCUUGAUACACUUUAAUUUGCCCACAUUAAACUCCAUGCAUAAGUCAUCCAAGCACCCCUGCAACACAUUGAAAAGCAAUAGCUUCUUGUCUGUAUGUAGAUUUAGCCAACAUAUGUUGAUGAGAUGGUGGGAGCACACUUGAUUAUUAUUUAUUACACUGUCUUGUGUUAUUACAGUAAAGAACGUAUCUUUAAAAAAUAUCACAAACAGGGAGUCACGACACUGGAGUAAAUAAUACAUGACGGUAUAUACUGUAUGUCUGGAGACUGUAAGCUCUAGCAUACAUAGUUAUGUUAUGAAUUGUACAUAGUGACAAGUUACAGUGAAUUGACUUAUCUGAAUGAAUGGAAAUGUCAUUGGCCUUUGUCGUUCCUCUGUCCCGAAGCUUUGUAUUUUUGUAUGAGACAGUAAAAUGACACUUGGAUUGUUUCCAAGCCAUUGUGGCCCCCAUUGAGGUCAAUCUGCAGCACUGAAAACAGACUGGACCAGGAGAGGACAGUCACUGAACAGUCUCUGAUGGGACCAAGUGUUGCAUUACCACUCUCGUCCGUGUUACCUGAGAGCCCGCAGGUUGUGACUGUGACAGAGGCUCCUUUGACUCUGUGAGUAAAGAGGGAAAGGCUGAAACCAAUGCACAAACUCUGUUCUCUGUCCUGGUGGUUUUUCUUUUUUUACUGUGCAGUUUCAAUGUAAUUAAAUUGUUUUUACCAAC